AUGCCGUUGGGCGGAGGCAGCGUAUCGAGGCUGAGAUCCUCGUCUAUGAGGAAGCCCCCAGAGCCACUGCGCCGAGCAGUUGCCGAUUGUUUGUCGGCUGCGGCUUCGUCCCAACAGGCCACGCUGUCCACUGAAGCUUCAAGGAUUUUACGGGAUUAUCUGGUAAUGCAGUCAACAAUCGACUUGGCAUAUAGUGUCAUCCUAGAUCACACUCUUGCAGAAAGGGAACGAAGUCCAGCGGUAGUAGCGAGGUGUGUGGCACUUUUGAAACGAUAUCUUUUAAGAUAUAAACCCAGUGAGGAGACUUUGCUACAGCUUGAUCGAUUUUGUGUAAGCAUAAUUGCUGAGUGUGAUGUGAGCAUUAACCGUAAAUUGGCUCCAUGGUCGCGUUCUUUGAGUCAACAAUCUGGGAUGCCAAUACCCUCUACAAAUAUAUCUCUUUUGCCCGUAUCAAGUUUUGCAUCAGGAGCACUUGUCAAAUCCUUAAAUUAUGUUCGUUCUCUAGUGGCUCAGUAUAUACCAAAGCGGUCGUUUCAAUCAGCAGUUUUUGCUGGAGCCCCUCCUGCAUCAAGGCAAUCACUUCCAGCAUUGUCAUCUAUAUUAAGCAGAUCGUUCAAUUCACAAUUAUGCCCUGCAAAUAGUAAGGAUGCUAUGGAGAGCAAAGAGACAUCUAUUACAUCUGUUUCAGACUCCCCCGUUGCUGAAGAAGUUGAUGAAACGGAAGAUCAAGAUUUCAUAGCUCUUGAUCUUUUCAGAUGGCGCUGGUUUGGUGACCAGCAAUUGUCAGUUCUCUUGCCCAAAAGCGAGCACAAUCUGAAUCCCCAAGAUGUACGAACUCAUAAUUUCCUAGAAGUAGGUGCUGCAGCUCUUCUUGUAGGGGAUAUGGACCCCAAAAUGAAGGGUGACCCUUGGAAAUUUUUUGGAAGUCCAGAUAUGCCUUAUCUCGAUCAGCUGUUGCAGCCAUCAUUGCUCACGACUGUUACCAAUUCUGCUUCCGCUCAUGCCCAUUUAAGAGCAAUAACAGCACUUAAACGGUCUAAAACAGGGCCCAAUGAAAUUUGGGAAGAUCCUCCUUUGAGCAACUUUCGCCCCCGCGUGAAACCACUGUUCCAAUAUCGUCAUUACAGUGAGCAACAACCCUUGCGAUUGAAUCCUGUGGAGAUAUGUGAGGUUAUCGCUGCAGUGUGCACAGAAACUCCCUCCUCAAAUUCUAAUCUCAUGACAAUCUCAUCUAAGUUAAGCAACAACGGAAGGCCAUCCCUUGACGUGGCUGUGAGCGUUCUUGUCAAACUUAUAAUUGACAUGUAUGUUUUGGAUUCUGAGACUGCUGCUCCUCUCAUUUUAUCGAUACUUGAGGAUAUGCUAAAUUCUCCAAAAGUGAUGUCAAGGGCCCAAGCUUUUGAUUUAAUUUUGAACCUUGGGGUUCAUGCACAUUUAUUGGAGCCUCCAGCACCUGAUGACACCUCUGCAAUUGAAGAAGAGUAUUUGCACGAAGCAUAUUUUGAAAAUGAAACUCGAAUUUCUUCUCAAGGAAAGAGAAAAUCUGACAAUUUUAAGAAAAUAGGGAAUUUUUCAGCUAUUGAUAAGUUUGAGAAUUGGAUUUUGGGCAUUCUCUAUGAGGUUCUUCUUCAUCUUGUUCAGAUAGAAGAGAGAGAAGAAUCUGUCUGGGCUUCUGGCCUAAGUUGUUUACUCUAUUUUGUUUGUGAUAGAGGGAAAAUUCGAAGAAGCAGAUUACAAGGUCUUGAUAUUAGAGUGAGUAUUUCUACGCCUUGUUUUGCUAUUAUCUUGUGCACGGAAACUCCUUCGACAAAUUCUAAUCUCACAACAAUCUCGUCUAAGUUAAGCAACAAUGGAAGGCCAUCUCUCGACGUGGCUGUGAGCGUUCUUGUCAAACUUAUAAUUGACAUGUAUGUUUUGGAUUCUGUGACUGCUGCUCCUCUAACUUUAUCGAUACUCGAGGAUAUGCUAAAUUCUCCAAAAGUGAUGUCAAGGGCUCAAGCUUUUGAUUUAAUUUUGAACCUCGGAGUUCACGCACAUUUAUUGGAGCCUCCAGCACCGGAUGACACCUCUGCAAUUGAAGAAGAGUAUUUGCACGAACCAUAUUUUGAAAAUGAAACUCAACUUUCUUCAAAAGGAAAGAGAAAAUCUGACAAUUUUAAGAAAAUGGGGAAUUCGUCAGCUACUGAUAAGUUUGAGAAUUGGAUAUUGGGCAUUCUCUAUGAGGUUCUUCUUCAUCUUGUUCAGAUUGAAGAGAAGGAAGAAUCUGUCUGGGCUUCAGGUCUAAGUUGUUUACUCUAUUUUGUUUGUGAUAGAGGGAACAUUCGAAGAAGCAGAUUACAAGGUCUUGAUAUUAGAGUUAUUAAGGUACUCGUACGAAUCAGCAGAAGAAACUCUUGGGCAGAAAUCGUUCAGUCCAAGCUUAUUUGCAUGAUGACAAACAUGUUUUAUCAAGUGCCGGAAGGGCCUGAUAAAGUUGUUUCAGCUACUCCAUUCUUUCUUGUUCAGCAGUUGGAUCUGAUUGGAGGAAAUGAGUUUAUAUUGGCAGAGUUGGUGCUUUCAAACUCAAGAGAAGAGCGGAGAAAUCUAUAUCUGGUGCUUUUUGAUUAUGUAUUGCAUAAGAUAAAUGAGACAUGUAUAGCUUCUGGAGUGUCCGAGUACAGUGAUGAUGAGGUUCAACCUAUUGCUACCUUGCUCAUGCUUGCAGAUGCACCUGAAGCUCUGCAUAUAUCUGUCAAGUUAGGAGUUGAAGGCGUUGUGGAGCUAUUGAGAAGAUCAAUUUCUACAGCAUUGUCCAGAUAUCCUAAUAAUGAUCGGCUUAUUAUGCUCUUGGAGAGUAUAGUAGUGAAGUUUGAUAUGCUCAUUAGAUCAUUUACUCAUCUAGACAGAGAAUUUACCCAAAUGGUUCAAAUAACCAAAUCAUACAAGUCUUUGGAAAGCAUUGAUGAAGUUCUCAAAAACAGUAUUGGCAUUAAAGCAAAGCUCUCUUGGGCCACCUUACAUUCUCUUCUUCAUUCUGAACGAUCUGCUUGUCGUCACAAUGGGUAUCUGUGGUUAGGAGAUUUACUUAUUGCAGAAAUAAGUGAUGAAGGGGACGAGAGCCUUUUGUCGAGCAUAAAAACCUUGGAGCGAAAAAUCAAUCUUGCUGGUGUUAAUGAUUAUUCAGCUUCUUUAGGCGUUCCUUUACCCGUUUGGCUUAUGUGUGGGCUUCUGAAGUCAAGAAACAAUCUUAGCAGAUGGGGCUUUCUAUUUGUUCUAGAGAGACUGCUCAUGCGAUGCAAAUUUCUGUUAGAUGAGAGUGAAGUUCAACAUAUAAUCAGAAGCGAAGCUGCCGGCCUCAUGCAUGCCAAGAAUCGUCUUGAAAAAGCGAAUGCUGUGAUAGACAUCAUGAGCAGUGCCUUAUCCUUGAUGGCCCAAAUAAAUGAGACUGAUCGUAUGAAUAUUUUGAAGAUGUGUGAUAUUCUAUUUUCACAAUUGUGCUUGAAAGUAGUCCCUACAACCGCGAUGCUGUUUGGAGACACAGAGAUUAAAGAUUCUUAUAGUUCAAAAUGGAAUAAGGCGGAUGGAGUGGAAUCUCUCUCUCAAAAAAAGAACCUUGGCCGGGAAGAACCCACCGGGAAUUCUGACAGCAAACUUGGCAAAAAUGUAAAUCCUCAAAUCUGUGGUACUGCGUCCGUGGCAGCACUGCUGCUUCAUGGACAAGCAAUUGUACCGAUGCAAUUGGUUGCACGCAUUCCUGCUGCUUUAUUUUAUUGGCCUCUGAUCCAACUUGCGGGAGCUGCAACAGACAAUAUUGCAUUGGGCGUCUCUGUUGGUAGCAAAGGAAGAGGGAAUAUACCAGGUGCCACGUCAGACAUACGGGCUACCCUUCUCUUACUUUUAAUUGGUAAAUGUACAGCAGACCCUGCUACUUUUACAGAGGUUGGUGCAGAAGAGUUCUUCAGGGAGUUAUUGGACGAUACAGACGCAAGAGUGGCAUAUUACUCUUCUACCUUUCUUUUGAAGAGAAUGAUGACAGAGGAACCAGAAAAUUACCAAUGGAUGCUUCAUAGUCUUGUUUCAAGAGCUCAGCAGAGCAACAACGAAAAGCUUUUGGAGAAUCCCUACCUUCAGAUUCGUGGCUUGCUUCAGCUGUCAAAUGAAUAA
Molecule: messenger RNA, 4143 nt
Organism: Fraxinus pennsylvanica
Lineage: Eukaryota; Viridiplantae; Streptophyta; Magnoliopsida; Lamiales; Oleaceae
Source: the annotation of a GenBank genome assembly